Messenger RNA from Culex pipiens pallens (northern house mosquito), 6100 nucleotides. It is a transcript of the gene ppk25, whose product is annotated as acid-sensing ion channel 1C. Gene Ontology annotation, cellular component: membrane. Gene Ontology annotation, biological process: sodium ion transmembrane transport. The coding region runs from base 22 to 1311 and encodes 429 amino acids. NCBI's taxonomy places the organism in Eukaryota, Metazoa, Arthropoda, Insecta, Diptera, Culicidae. The transcript has 8 exons. Gene Ontology annotation, molecular function: ligand-gated sodium channel activity. The record is from RefSeq and is a predicted model, not a curated record.
AACGCUCCGGCGGAUACCAGCAUGGAUUUGCUUCACACCUGUGCUGAAGAAUCGUCGGUUCACGGCUUGCCUCAUUUGGUUGCAAAAGAACGCCAUUGGCUGGAGAGGGUCAUUUGGGCGGUAAUUGUGGUGAUUUCUAUUUACUGCUCCUACGCCGUGUGUCUUAGCACGUGGACGCGAUAUCAAGAAAAUCCAACGGUUUUAACUCUCGAAACUGACUAUCGGCAUUGGACUUACCGCCCCCCGGCUGUAACUAUUUGUCCGGCGUUUAUUAACGACGAUGGAAUAAGAGAAGUUAUUAGAAAAUAUUGGAAUAUUGGCGAAGAAAGUGAAUUGUACCCAUUUUACAAACAAUUUGUAACAGCUGUUGCUAAUACAACAUAUGCCAAUAUGAACGCAUUCUUACCGUUUGUGGGGAAUACGAGUUUUGCGAAAGUUGAUAUGUUGGAAAUUGCUCGGACCGUUCGAAACUUAGACACCAUGCCAUCGAAAAACUUCGUUCCAGUUAUUACCGAAACGGGAAUGUGUUUCACUUCUUCAAAUUAUUCACGAUUUCAAAAUAUUGGCAUACCAUCAAACGAAUCUACCAGAACUUGGCCAAGCAGUUGUUUUUCGUAUGAUUUAUGCAAAUCAAAUGUUAUUUUAAGUGCAUACGGAGUUGUAAAAAUACACUUGUUCGUGCACACCGAAGACGAAAUAAUGGUGGCGACAGACAUAAUUAAAAACGAAAUGAAUCAAACUGAGCUGGUUGAAGUGACAGUGCUGGUUGAUCAAAUAGUGGCAUCGAGCGGCCUUAAGAAUCUGUCGCCAACGAGACGCAAGUGUCUGUAUGAUCAUGAAUCCAAGCUGUACUUUAAUGUUUACACCAUCAAUUUAUGUAAAAUUGAUUGUCGUAUAAGAAGAGCUGUUUCAAUGUGCGGCUGUAUUCCAUUUUUCUACAAUGUUCUUAAAUUGAACAAAUGUGACGCCAAAGGAAUGGUUUGCCUGGCAGGUAAAAUUGAUGAAUGGUACUUUAAAAGCUGCAAGUGCAUGGACCUUUGUUUGUCUACUAAAUUUACGCAAAAGUCUGUAAAAGUUACGAAAUUUCCCCAACUCAACAACCAACUAUCGGUGGAGAUGUUUUUCCCCAAGAAACGCGUCAAAAGGAGUGUUCUAUUCAGCUUGAGCGAUUUAAUUGUAUCGUUUGGUGGCGCCGCAGCUCUUUUCCUCGGGUGCAGUUUCCUGAGCGGGGUAGAGUUUUUCUACUUUUUUCUGGAAUAUAUUGGAUCUGCCUGCUGGAGGAGAAUUUUGAAAAAGAACGCAACAAAAUGAUGGAACUUUUAUUGGUGUUAAUUUUAAUACACAUUUUUAAAAGUUAUUUUUUGAGAUAGUAUCCAUACAUUUAGUGUUACUAAAUGGCUUUUAAAAAGUAACAAGGUUUGAGCCGAAAAAUCACGGAUUAUAAUUGGACACUUAAAAUUGUUAUGUCUGAAUAAAUGUUUAUAAGGGUGACAAUAAAAAAACGACCUCAGGGAUACCCCCUGAUUCAAUUCAUUAGGCGAAAAUAAGAAACUAUGAAAAUUUUGAGCGAAAUCUAUUAAGGUUUAAAGUCCGCUUAGAUCGUUAAAGUUGAUGAAAAAAUAUUUUCAUACAAAAACGUCUUCUUUAAAUUGCUAAUAAAUCGUCAGGGUUAUCUCGGAUCGUUUUGCAGUCUUUAACAAAAUUGUUUGUCAUAAAAUUUAACAUACGAAUCUCACGCUUGGCAAUGGUCCGACACAUUUAACACUACCUUUUGGUUGAAUUUAGAAAUUUUUGCUUUUCCUCAUACAUUUUUGCGAUUUUUUCCAUACAAACUUCAAUGAUAAAAAGCGUCCCUUAAAUCUUAACCGAUUUGGCUCAAAUCAAAUGAAUAAAAAAUCUAAUCCGGGGCUAUACAUUUUUCUAGUCACCCUAAUGUAAAUGGAAAAAUCUAAAUAAAUAAACAAAAUGUCUAAAAAGCACCAAGGAUCUAAAAAAACUGAUUGAUCGUACUUUUUGUGUCAUGAAAGCAAAAUCUGUGCACUGUGACGUGACGCAAUGUUCGAACUGCUUGCAGUUUGGACAUGGUGGAAGGAACUGUUUCAUCAAGAGUGGUUGUGCAAGCUGCGGAGAUGAGCACAAAACUCAAGCUUGCGACACAAUCAACGAGAACAUCGAAGCCAAAUGCUUCAAUUGCGGUGGCGACCAUUCGACCAAGAAUCGGAGCUGCCCAAAACGAGCUGAGUUUGUAAAAAUUCGGCACCAAGCGACGACGAGGCACCAACCAAAUCGCCGCAAAACACCACCAGCAUUCACGAACGUGGAUUUUCCUGCUUUAGCGUCACCAGGAGCGGGAUCUGCUCGAGUGGUUCCAAAUCUGCAGCCAUUGCCGUUGAAUCAGCGGCAAAAAGUUGUAGGGAAUACAACACCUCCUGGCUUCAGUCAGCAACCGAGGGAAAACCAACCAACAUCAACAACACUGCGUGGGUGCAAAACUCGCCAGGAACAUGUAAGAACUCUUGGAGCAUUCAUCUUGAAAUACAGUUCGUAGUUUACUCGUUCUAUUGAUUUUGAAUAAUUCAAAUAAUUUGUAUUUUAGUUUUAAGUUAGGAUUAGUUGUUAAUGUGUUCAACUCAAUUCAAAAACGUAAAACAAUUUGAAGUUAAUAAACAAAUGUGAUGUAUGUAUGUAUGUAUGUAUGAUCCCCAUACCCGCAGGCAACUUGGUCCUGGAACACAUGUGAGCGCUAGGUGAACAAUUCGAUCAUAUUUUACUCCGUAAUCUGUACACCCACGUGCAUAAGUUUUUUUGCACGAAUUUGAAUGCUACAAAUACCGGCGCAUAGAACAAAAUGGUUUCCCUCUUCCCUUCCCAAGCGCCGGAAAUUUGUAGCGGGUGUAGGGACACUUCGCAUAGACGCCCUUGCUCCCAUCACGUCACUGAGGGUAUGGAGCGACGAGAAAUUAAUAAGCAUGCCUCCUCAGUCGAACCUUCAUUAGAGAAGCAGGCAAUCCACAACUCACAGCGAACGACCAAGGGAACACCCUAUCGCGUAUUUAGUGGAAAUUGGCGUAGUUAGUCUUGAGUGGAAUGAGUGAAUGUAAGCGUAUAAGUGAAAGUUUUUUUUGUACUAUAACAAGAACGGGCUCACCAAAUUAUGUAUCUUCAAUACCAGCUUCAUCUUCAGUAUCAGGAGUGGUCCGAUUUGAUUAACUUGAGAUCCGUCGACAAACUUGAAACAGCAGAUGGUUGAUUAUACGCAUUUUCGCCGACUUUGAAAACGUCACCGACGGACCCAAAGGUUGUCCAAGGAAACGCACCGGAUGAAGAUCACCAUCCGCCGAUGAGUUGCUACCAGGAAACGUUGACGUUGAAAUCCAAAAAGCAGCUCAAUUUUUUGCAACAGGCUCGGAAAAUCCAGAAAGAUGUGCUCCUGAAGUCACGCUGGAAACCACCGUCAGACGUCUUUUCUGAGACCACCACCUUCUCCACUGAAUAUCGGCAGAAAUAACCGAAAUUUUCGCACUUUUUGAAACGAAAUUGAGGGAGGAAAUAGAGAAGAAAAUCGUGACGUCAGAAAUGAACUCAAAUCACUCAAAGUUCAUUUUGUGAGUGACUUUAACAUUUUUGCCUAGUUUGACAGCUACCUCGUUCCCAGGUUUUCUGUGGGAGAGAAAAGGAGGCGAAUACUUUAUGAAAAUCAUACCUGGGUCAUUCCAUCUCAACUGUGCACGAAAAAGUGCAAAUUUGAAAAUUACCCUCUCCGAUCCUGCUCAAAUUUGGCUGAGCUGUUGAUACUAUCAAAACAUGCAAGAAUCCCGAAUUUCAUCCAAAUCGGACCACCCCCUCCAUUUUUGUACCUCCCCAAAAAAUUGACUUUUUGGCGAUUUUUGGCCAAACCUCCUAGUUUCAAACGGCGAUAGCUCAGGAAACACAAAUCUCAGAAGGUCGUUCUUGGACUCAAUAUUGAAGGAAAUCGGACGUAGAAUCCAUUUCCGUGAUCAUAAUGUUGAUUAAUUUAUUUUUUCUACCUGUAUUGCGCAAUUGAAAACAUUAAACGGCCGUAUCUCAAAACACCCCAACUUAUUUUUUUUAUUUGACCUCACCAUCGUGUUCUCCGGCCAAUUUUACAUAAGAAUCACCUAUCGACAGAAAUGAAUAUGUUUCGUUCCAGAGAUAUCGAAUUUUAAAGUUUUGUGUUUUCGAGAUUACCUGCAUCAGCUUCAUUCGCCGCAUCUGCUAGAAGCACACAGGCGGGCUGAUCAAUAACUGCUACCUGGCCAUUUAUUGAAACAAUAUUUCAUCAUAAAUAAUCUUCAUCAAAUUGAGCAAAAAUUAACUGUAUAAUACUGAAGGAAACUGAAGUUUAAUCGCAAAUGUUUAUCUGCUCAAAAAAAUUAAUGAAGUGGAGCAAAAUAGUGCCAUUCAGCAAAAACCCCAAAACCUGCUUUAUUAUUAUUAUUAUUAUAGUUUAUUAUUGACACUUUACCAUAAUUCUGAUUUAUGGUUUAGAUUGAUCAUAUUAAAUCAAUUUUUAUAUAGUGAGCCAGCUCCAUUUCAUUAAAAUAUGAUUUUGGUCAAGGUACAUUUAAUUAAAAAAAUCCUUAUACGUGAGGACAGCAGCCGUAUUGUGUUCCAAGAAUCCAAGAAUGAUAGAUGAAAAAAAAACACUGUUGUUCGGACGGUGUCGAAAUCAUCGCAACUAAAUUUGGAGAAUUAGCCGCUUUGCAGCAGAUCAAACUUUGUGAUUUUCUUACAUUUUUCAGUUUUAUACAUUCCAGAAAUCCUUUUCCUACUCUUUGUGAUCGUCCUUCACUAGAGUACAACGUAUCACCAAAUUUUAUUCAUUUUAAUUCAUAUUUUUACUCAAUAAUGUAUCGUGCACUUAUUUUUCAGUGUUACUAACAAGAUUAAUUCUCGGGUGAGUUUUUAAAAAGCCGUAAGAGCCAUUGUGACCUCUGACACUAAUUUUCGUUUUUCUAGAAAAUGAAACAAAAUUUCAUUUAUUUUAAGUUUGGGGCACUUGAAGGACGUGUAGAUGAACAAUCUCGAGCACUUUGAUAUUGGUUUUUCGUAAGUAGGUCGAAUACCGAUGCAAAAAGGACUUUGUUUAACAAUGGCUCUUACGGCUUUUUGAAAACUAAUCCGAGAAUUGCAUUUUCCUCUCGCUCCGUCGGAAUCCAAUUCUGCCCUUUACUGUGUGUCGUCAUUGCUCUGUCUAGUGGGUUAACACAGAAAUUCACUUCAUUAAUUUUUUUGAGCAGAUAAACAUUUGCGAUUAAACUUCAGUUUCCUACAGUAUUAUACAGUUAAUUUUUGCUCAAUUUGAUGAAGAUUAUUUAUGAUGAAAUAUUAUUUCAAUAAAUGGUCAGGUAGCAGUUAUUGAUCAGCCCGCCUGUGUGCUUCUAGCAGAUGCGGCGAAUGAAGCUGAUGCAGGUAAUCUCGAAAACACAAAACUUUAAAUUCGAUAUCUCUGGAACGAAACAUAUUCAUUUCUGUCGAUAGGUGAUUCUUAUGUAAAAUUGGCCGGGAAACACGAUGGUGAGGUCAAAUAAAAAAAUAAGUUGGGGUGUUUUGAGAUACGGCCGUUUAAAGUUUUCAAUUGCGCAAUACAGGUAGAAAAAAUAAAUUAAUCAACAUUUUGAUCACGGAAAUGGAUUCUACGUCCAAUUUCCUUCAAAAUUGAGUCCAAGAACGACCUUCUGAGAUUUGUGGUUCCUGAGCUAUCGCCGUUUGAAACUAGGAGGUUUGGCCAAAAAUCGCCAAAAAGUCAAUUUUUUUGGGGAGGUACAAAAAUGGAGGGGGUGGUCCGAUUUGGAUGAAAUUCGGGAUUCUUGCAUGUUUUGAUAGUAUCAACAGCUCAGCCAAAUUUGAGCAGGAUCGGAGAGGGUAAUUUUCAAAUGCUGUUCCGCUUCAGAUGGAAUGACCCACCUGUCAAAAUUCCUAGCCUCAAAAUUUUGUCGCGAGUUGCUUUUCUCCUCUAUUGACAGCGAUUUUUUUUUCGAUCCGCACACACCCGAGGCUUACUACGAUCCUUGAAGUUAAUAAACAAAUGUGAUCAGUUAAUAAUGAAACGAAAAAUACAACAAAGAUGAAGAGCAUU